Molecule: messenger RNA, 4147 nt
Organism: Carassius gibelio (silver crucian carp)
Lineage: Eukaryota; Metazoa; Chordata; Actinopteri; Cypriniformes; Cyprinidae
Product: rho-related GTP-binding protein RhoJ-like
Exons: 5
Coding region: 441-1121 (226 amino acids)
Biological process (GO): small GTPase-mediated signal transduction
Molecular function (GO): GTPase activity; GTP binding
Source: RefSeq, a predicted model, not a curated record
UGAGGAGGCAGUGGACAGAGCCCCUAUUGUUCCCAGCCCACUCCUGCCUAAUAUGGAAUUCGGAAUGAAACCAAUGAUUUCCUGACACUGGCGAUGCGUAGCCGCGUAGGGGCGAAUGUGGAGUUACAAGGGAAAUAAAGAGGAGACACAAACACUGAUCCGUCGUCGGACCAGGAGAAUGUAAAAUAUCGUAAUGCGAGUUAUAGGAGUUAUCGUGAGUUUUCAUGAAACUGCGCUCGAUGGCGAGGGAUUGUUUUGGAAGCGCGAGCUAGAGCGUGGGUCACCUACUUGACGGAUUUGCCUGCGCACCGUACGACACGCAAACUCGAGUGUUUAAACACUGGUCACACGAAGACUACCGUCUCAAAGACUGAGAUUUCUUGUCGACCGAGGACUUGGCUACCUGUGGAGAGUAUAGUUUCUGGACUUGUCCAACUAUCAUGCCUACGCUCAGCUCGAAAAGUAGGCAGAAUGCAGUGGAAGCGGUCGAGGAAGGAGGCAGUAACAGAGAUCCUCUCGAUAUUGCGGCCAAAAAGAUGUUGAAAUGUGUUGUGGUCGGCGAUGGAGCUGUGGGCAAAACCUGUUUGCUGAUGAGUUACGCAAAUGAUGCUUUUCCCGAGGAAUAUGUACCGACUGUAUUCGAUCACUACGCAGUGAAUGUAACAGUUUCUGGGAGGCAGCACUUACUGGGAUUGUACGAUACUGCUGGACAAGAGGAUUACAACCAGCUGCGACCCCUCUCCUACCCCAACACAGACGUCUUUCUCAUCUGCUUCUCUGUUGUGAAUCCAGCUUCCUAUCACAAUGUGCAGGAGGAAUGGGUGCCUGAGCUCAAAUCCUGCAUGCCCCAUGUGCCCUAUAUCCUCAUCGGAACACAGAUUGACUUGCGAGAUGACCCAAAGACACUAGCACGUCUGCUCCAGAUGAAGGAGAAGCCACUGACCUAUGAGCAAGGCCUCAAACUAGCCAGAGAGAUUGGAGCCCAGUGCUAUCUGGAGUGUUCAGCACUGACUCAGAAGGGACUAAAGACAGUAUUUGAUGAGGCCAUCCUGACAAUCUUCAGCCCAAAGAAACAAAAACGGUGCUGCGCAGCCUGCAGGAGCUGUUGUGCUAUCGUGUGAGGAAAAUACAUCUCCAACUGUGAACGCCCACUCUCCCCCAAAGCUUUAGAGGAGUAACAGACCCUAAACUGCCUCCAGUCUGCUGUACAUCCUUCCUUUCUCCAUCCGCCUGUUGUCCCUCAGGACAAUGAACGGUCUUGCCCUCGGUUUGUGUGUCUCGUGGAGAGCUACGCUGUCCAAAACAAGUGCCUUAAUUUCUCCCCAUGUUGCCUUACAGGAUUCGCUUCUCAAGCCAAAGAAGUCUCAGAUGGGACUGCGGUUACUUGAACCAAUGUGGCGUCGCCAAUCUCCAAUCAAACAUUUCAGGUUCAUCUCUGGGCCACUGGAUUUUUGGUUUUAAACUGACUAUAUUAUAUGGUAUCUCAAGGCUUAUGAAAAAAUGAAAAUCCAUUCCUCCAUACAAACUGGCUUUCUCUCCGUCACCUCAGAUCAAUACUGCGCUCUUUCUGGAGUCAAUGCUUCAGCAGUUCUAGCUAGUUAAUAAGGGAAAUUCCCUGGAGGAUGUCCAACUCAUCAAUAGAGGUAGAACAUACGAAAAGAGAGAGCGAGACGAGAGUAAGAAGUGCGUCUUUACCACAAAUCCUUAGGUCAUACAAAAUUAGCAACUUCAAAUAACACUGAUAAACUGCUACAGAACCACACAUCCAAAGAUACAUAAAAUAAUUUGUUAUUCAUUAAAAAGAUUGACGGUCAAGCACACUAUAGACUACUUAUAUAUCCCUGACAACAUUAGCCCAUGAAUCAUUCAUAUUUUUUUGCGUUUUCAAAACUGGGAUGCCCUGAAGUGUACCUAGUCACGUUUUUGUAAGCCAUCAGACCUUUAUCUCUAUACAGUGUAGGUGUAGAAACAAUGAUGCCUUAAAUAAUGGUGAUGUAAUUCUUAUAAUUAUCAUACGCAUUUACAUUUUGAUUUCUGAAGGGCACUGUAUUUUGUCUUCUCUAAUGACUCCGUCUACACAUAAUUUAAAAAAUGCUCUUAUUUUCCUCUAUUAAAAAUGAGCCAAUGGAGGAAUGUAUGUGCCACUUAUAAGUAAAAUGAAAAAAAUAAAUCACGAAUGUAUUCCGAAAUUAAAAACGAUUGAUAGAUAAAUCUUUAUAGAUAAUUAGAUACAUUUUUUAAAUUGCGACAUAUUUUAAACGGCUUAUUUCAUUCAUGUUAAAAUGGAGUUAAAAGUUACAAAUAAUAUAUUAAUAAAUAAUUUUAAAUGCAACAUUUAAAUGGUAUUUUCAUGAAGCAUAGUUUUUUCUUAAUCCAACUGCCAGUUGCAAUUUCAAAAUGCGAUUUAAAACAAAGUUAGAGAGCACUGCAGCAAUGAUGACGUACUUUUAACAUUACUCUGUAGUUUCAGCCUCAGACAUCACGUCCAUGGAACGUUGGCUGAAUGUCUGAUGAAUAAGGCACACAAAAUGGGAAACACUUUUUUUCCAAGUCGUCAUGUGAUCGGUUGAAUUCUACAAGAUUUCCGGGAGACGUGUGUCGUGUCCUUAAAUGGUACACCUGGAAACAAAACCAUUGGGAUGCCAAACCCCCUCAAGGAAAUUUACCGCUGUGACAUUUUCCCUGAAAGUUUGAGUUCCAGUAGUUUCCAAAAGUGUGGUUUUACACACACUGAGAUAGUAAAAGCUGACGACUGAGUACGGUAGAUCUGUUUUCCUUUUUGGCGUGAUGGUGUUUCUGUUUAAUGUCCACGAAAAUCCCUGUAGUCUCAUUUAGCCUCUUGUUAGCAGCUGCCUUUUUCAAGACAAGUUACAGCUGUAAAAAUGUCACAAGGGGUAUUACUGGUGUAGUUUAUGUUGUAGAAUAAAACAGGAAAAUAUCUUGAGCUUAUGUUCAUAAGAGACCUUAUUGUGGGCAUUUAAACAAAAACCCAUUCAACAAAACCCAUCAACAUUUUUGCCUACAAAAAUACAUAAUCCCUGCAGCACCGUAUUGUUGUAUGAUUGUAGUUUAAUUUAACAUUUUAAACGUAUUAAAUGUCAAAGGUCUAGUUUUCUAAAGUGAAAAGUGAUUUCCCUUUAUAUUGUCUUUUUUAGCAUUAUUGUUUGUUUUUGUUGCAUUCAUAGUUCUCCAUAUGAUCCAGUACUGUGAAAAAAAAAAAUCACUCACCAUAUAACUCCCUAUUUCAGCUGAAGUACUUAUGUAUUUACUGAGGAGCAGAGUUAUACAUUGUCUAACUGCUCUGUUUUGCCUCUGGACGAAGCCACCCCCUCAUUUUCCCUUUUAAAGAUCAGCUCAAACAAAUGGCUUUGUUCUUCAGACUUGUUUUUUUCCUUAGGCAUGUAGUGUGGUCAUGCUGUAUAAACUGCACCGCUGAUAAUGGCGCAGUUAAAUAUUUGGCCUUUUCGAAAAGACAAUGGUUCCUUACUGUUUUUUUGUAGACGUGUCAAAUAAUAUGUGUAGCCCUUGCAUUUUUGUUUUGGAAAUGUGUUGAACAGUGUGUAGGUUAACCAUCUGCUAAAGCAACCGAAAACUCGCAGUUCAUACUUACCAAAAGCUUUCCUGUGAGUACUUGUUGUUCUCGGAUGAUCAUGUUAUUGGACACCAGAACUGGUACUGAUUACUUCUGAUUGCUCUUCACAUCAGUCGCUCCUUAGUUUGACUUCAAGGACUUCUUUCCAUUGCCUGCAAGGUGCUAGAGACUAUCCUAGGGCUGAGGAAUCAAGCCUGCUCUACAGAGAGGAAGUAACAAACCGUCAUUCUCUUGCCUUUAAUGUAGCAUAGAGUUUGUUUCUUCACUCAGUUUAAGUGCACUUAUGACACUGUGCCUUGCAUUGUCCUAUGCAAUUGUUUAUAUACUGUAAUGCUAAUGAGAAGACCAGUUUUCAGUCACUGGUUGAAAGAGCUAUAACUUGAACUCAGUCUUGAACUCAACUGUAAACUUAUUUACUAUUUUUAAAGGUUUUUUUUUCUUUAAAUUUCAUGUAUUGAUUUAUAUACUUAAGAAUCAUGACAGCUUUCUUUGCCAAAACUAAAAAAUGUGUUGUAAAUAUACAGAGUGAUUAAAGCUUGUGAUAAAACUUUGGAA